CGCGCCGUUCCGUGCCGUGCCGCCCGGCACCUGCUCCGCAGCCCGCGGGGAGCGCGCCGCCUGACGCGGGCCCGGACCCCCGUCCAGCUCUGCCACGGCCGCCCGCCCCGCAGACCUGCGCGCCGCAGCCAGAGGGAUGGUGGUAGUCACGGGGCAAAGCAGGGCGAGCGCGGACCCGGAUGAUGCCAUGUCGAGCUCGGAGGCAGAGGAUGACUUUCAGGAGCCGGCCACUCCCACCGCCACCCAGGCGGGGCCGGCGCUGCCGCUGCGGCCUCAGCAGUUUCCAGAAGUCGUCCCACUAAACGUGGGUGGUAUGUAUUUCACAACAAGGCUGUCAACGCUGAGGCGUUACGAGGACACAAUGUUGGCAGCAAUGUUCAGUGGGAGACACUACAUCCCAACAGAUGCUGAAGGCAGAUACUUUAUUGACAGAGACGGAACCUACUUUGGAGACAUACUUAACUUUCUACGAUCUGGUGACCUGCCACCGAGGGAAAGAGUGAGGCCAGUUUACAAGGAGGCUCAGUAUUAUUCCAUAGGACCAUUGCUAGACCAUCUGGAGGAUGUCCAGCCUCUCAAAGGAGAAAAAGUGCGACAGGCUUUCCUGGGCCUAAUGCCAUAUUACAAAGACCAUCUGGAACGGAUAAUCGAAAUAGCAAAGCUCAGAGCUAUGCAGAGAAAAGCGAGAUUCGCUAAACUGAAGGUGUGUGUCUUCAAAGAGGAGAUGCCCAUCACUCCCUACGAGUGCCCCCACUUCAACUCCUUACGCUUCGAGAGGAGCGAGAGCGAGACAAAGCUGUUUGAACACCACUGCGAAGUCGACGUGUCUUUCGGCCCCUGGGAGGCCGUGGCUGACGUGUACGACCUCCUGCACUGCAUCGUGUCAGACCUGUCUGCCAGAGGCAUCACUGUGGACCACCAGUGCAUCGGCGUGUGCGACAAGCACCUGGUCAACCACUACUACUGCAAGCGCCCCAUCUACGAGUUCAAGAUCACUUGGUGGUGAGUCGUCCUGGCUGGAAUGGUGCAGGUGUGCAGGGCAUAGAAGGACUUCGAGAUGACAACUGCUGUUGAUGUUUCUGCAUCGUGUCUCUGGAAGUGCAGCACUGCUGUGACAGACACUGGGAGCUGUCUGCUGCGGUGCUGGCCCACGCGGAGCUGCUCAGCAAAAAGGGACACAGAGCCCUCUGGAACCCAACGACCAGCCCGAAACGAGACGGACGGUUGGCUCAGGUACCUUAACAAGGCACAAAGCAAAAUCACCUCAUGGAAAUUAGAGAGGAGUGUCUUAACAUCUUUUGGAGGGUGUCCCCUAGCCCGUGGCUGCGGGGUCGGGGUCAGCAGAGUGGGUGUGUGCUGAUCCCACCCGUGGUGUUCCAAAGCCGCGGUGCUCACCUACUGCCGUUGAGUUUUACCCACCUAGGAACGGUUCAGCCUCUGUUUUACACCUACCACCCUAUACAAUUGAGCAACACCCAUCACAGAGAGUCUGGAAACGUAAUUGUGAUGUAAUAGAUGAUAACAGAAAAAGAGUAUUCCCUCUAUGUUCUUAAUCGUUGUCCCAGUUCCGAUGGAUUCCUGUUUUAAUGAAGUCUGCAUCAUGAAUGAUGUUAUCAUGUUUCAGUUAUUUUCAUUGUUACAAAAAGCAGAUUUGGAAUAUGUUCCAUAAUGCUUUUGGGAAUAAUAACUGGUCAUGGGAGACUUGUGCCUGUUUUUAGCCUUAGAAAUUCUAAAUGUUUACAGUAUCUACAAACAAAAGAAGCUCUGUAGAGUAGAGUCAGGUCAUUUACAGAGGUCUUUUGGUAAAUGAGCAAACCCUCUAUGUACAUGUUCCUGUUAGCAGAAGUAAGAGGAAUAUUUAAUGUAUAUCAUUUUAUUACUGACUCUUUUUACAGUCUGUGAUAUUAAACUUUUGUUCUAGAGUCAAGUGAUGAUACUAGACCUGUCCUUCCUUCACCUCGCCUUCCUCAGACAAUGACACUUCAUUUUUAGCAUUCCUGUUGACUCUUCCUGCUGUAGUAUCAGGGGAAAAAAAAGCCAGUCUUCAUGUUCAGGUGUUUCUCUACUGAUAACCCAGUGUGUCUGGCAGGAAAUUUCUUUCCCCCCCUGAAAGAGGCAGCUACUGCAGAAUCACGUUCUUCUCAGGUGAUUGUUGCACUUCUGACACCAGUAACCACAUCCCAAAGGGGAAUUGCUCCAUGAGCAAAACUGGAAGUUCAGAUCUAAACAUCUGAAGAUAUGACUGGUCUGUCAGGUACAGAAAACUCAAGUGUUUUUCUAAGAGACCCCACUAGAAGUGGCCUCAAAAUAAUCUUGAAGAGAGAGGAAAGUAAAUGUUUGUGUUUUGCAUUCCACUGGAUUAGUUAAUCCAAGAAUACUGCUUGGCCAAGCUGUUGACCAAAACACUGGAGGACUGUGUUAAUUACAAUGAUGAAGAUUCUCAGUUCUCACGUUUUUUGAUGUUUUGAAUAAUUCUAAGAACUUUAUGAUCUUGGCAAGUUAUUUGCAUUGUCAUGCUUUGAUGCCUUUGAUGUGGGAUUUGUUAGUGAGUUGUGUCUCUGAGGUGGGAGCGUAUAGCUCUAGUGGGAGCUCAUCAAAUGUUUGCCUACAGAGGGUUGUUGUCAAGUGCCAAGUGCCAGGUCCAGAGCUUAAAUUUUGAAGUGGAGAGGAGGAGGAAAUGAUGGGCAUUUAGAUCAUAAGUUCAUUUGAAUUGUUUUCUUAAAUAUUGGCCUUUGUGUUCCAAGUUUUGUACCUCUGUUCAACAAGCCAAAAUUAAAAGGCAAACUGAGGCUGGUGACGUUUCCCUCGGCUGAGAUGAAGUUUCCACACUUUCUUUACUGCUCUACUGGCUUCAUUUUGUUAUUAUUUUGGUUUGGUUUUUUAAGGAAUCUUAAACUGCAAACCAUGAUUUCUAAUGCAAUGGCUUAAAAUCAUAAAGCUGAGUUUUGGCUGCUGCUAUGCUUCAGACAUUGAAAUUCGGGAUUUUCAGCAUUGGUUUGUUUAUUAUUGGCUUAUCUGAUGGGUUUUGCCACUUCCCAUGUGCACAUUGGCACGGGCCAGAACUCUGGUCUGGGUUUCAGCCCUGCUUGCAGCAGUGGAGCUCAGUCUGAUUGAACAGUGUGGGGUUUGGUUUGGCUCGAAGAAGUUUUCUGCUGUUAUUCUAGAGAUGCUGUAAUGACAAAAUUCACUUUUCAUUCACCUUUGCUGUUCCUUAACAUGUACAUACUGAUAUUUUGGGGGUUUUUAACCAAAAAGCUGAAACAAAAACCUGUCUGUA
Messenger RNA from Colius striatus (speckled mousebird), 3277 nucleotides. It is a transcript of the gene KCTD7, whose product is annotated as potassium channel tetramerization domain containing 7. Gene Ontology annotation, molecular function: protein binding. The record is from RefSeq and is a predicted model, not a curated record. The transcript has 4 exons. The coding region runs from base 137 to 1006 and encodes 289 amino acids. Gene Ontology annotation, biological process: protein homooligomerization. Lineage: Eukaryota; Metazoa; Chordata; Aves; Coliiformes; Coliidae.